Apodemus sylvaticus (European woodmouse) is the source of this 4916-nucleotide messenger RNA. RefSeq names its product forkhead box K2 (gene Foxk2). Bases 139 to 2058 code for a protein of 639 amino acids. The transcript is spliced from 9 exons. Gene Ontology annotation, biological process: regulation of transcription by RNA polymerase II. The record is from RefSeq and is a predicted model, not a curated record. Lineage: Eukaryota; Metazoa; Chordata; Mammalia; Rodentia; Muridae. Gene Ontology annotation, molecular function: RNA polymerase II cis-regulatory region sequence-specific DNA binding; protein binding; DNA-binding transcription factor activity, RNA polymerase II-specific.
CCGUGCGAGCUCCCGCCCUCGCAGCUCUCCUCGCCGGCCGGCGGUCUCCGCGACCGUGCUCGGCUCGCGCGGCCCACGACCGCGCCCGGGCCUCGGCCCGCUAGGGCGCCCGCGCGGAUCGGCCAGGCCUCGCAGGCGAUGGCGGCCGCGGCGGCGCUCUCGGGCGCGGGCGCCCCACCCGCGGGCGGCGGGGCCGGGGGCGGCGGAUCCCCGCCGGGCGGCUGGGCCGUGGCGCGGCUCGAAGGCCGCGAGUUCGAGUACCUCAUGAAGAAGCGUUCGGUGACCAUCGGGCGCAACUCGUCGCAGGGCUCGGUGGAUGUGAGCAUGGGCCAUUCGAGCUUCAUCUCGCGGCGCCACCUGGAGAUCUUCACGCCCCCGGGCGGCGGCCAUAGCUCGGCCACCCCGGAACCCGCGCAGCCCCGGCCGGACGCGGGCGGCGACUUCUACCUGCGCUGUCUCGGCAAGAACGGCGUGUUCGUGGACGGGGUGUUCCAGCGGCGGGGGGCGCCGCCGCUGCAGCUGCCGCGCGUGUGCACUUUCAGGUUUCCGAGCACAAAUAUCAAGAUAACGUUCACAGCCCUAUCCAGUGAGAAAAGAGAGCAGCCGGAAGCGCCCGAGUCGCCCGUGAAGCCCGUGCAGCCACACAUCUCCCCCCUGACCAUCAACAUUCCAGACACGAUGGCCCACCUCAUCAGCCCCCUCCCCUCCCCCACAGGAACCAUCAGUGCUGCAAACUCCUGCCCAUCCAGUCCUCGGGGAGCGGGAUCUUCAGGGUACAAAAUGGGCCGUGUGAUACCAUCUGACCUCAAUUUAAUGGCUGACAAUUCACAGCCAGAAAAUGAAAAGGAAACUUCAGGUGGAGACAGCCCAAAGGAUGACUCAAAACCACCUUAUUCCUAUGCACAGUUGAUAGUACAAGCAAUUACGAUGGCUCCUGAUAAACAACUUACCCUAAAUGGGAUUUAUACACACAUCACUAAAAACUAUCCAUACUACAGGACUGCGGACAAGGGCUGGCAGAAUUCAAUUCGCCACAAUCUCUCUCUGAACCGUUAUUUCAUCAAAGUGCCACGUUCCCAGGAAGAACCAGGCAAAGGCUCCUUCUGGAGGAUAGACCCUGCCUCCGAGAGCAAGCUGGUAGAGCAGGCUUUUAGGAAAAGACGGCCCAGGGGCGUGCCUUGCUUUAGAACCCCCCUGGGACCUCUCUCCUCUAGGAGUGCCCCAGCUUCUCCCAACCAUGCCGGAGUGCUGUCUGCUCACUCGAGCGGUGCCCAGACCCCCGAGAGCCUGUCGAGGGAGGGCUCCCCAGCCCCCUUGGAGCCUGAGCCUGGCGCCUCCCAGCCCAAGCUUGCUGUCAUCCAGGAGGCGAGGUUUGCCCAGAGUGCACCAGGGUCACCUCUCUCUAGUCAGCCCGUCUUAAUUACUGUCCAGCGGCAGCUACCCCCGGCCAUUAAGCCUGUCACCUACACUGUUGCAACCCCAGUGACCACACCCACCUCUCAGCCACCUGUUGUGCAGACGGUACAUGUUGUCCAUCAGAUACCAGCAGUCUCAGUCACCAGUGUGGCUGGACAAGCUGUGGUCACUCAGGCUGCGGUGCUGGCUCCUCCUAAGGCUGAACCACAAGAGAAUGGCGACCACAGAGAAGUCAGAGUGAAAGUAGAGCCUGUCCCUGCAAUCAGCCCAGCCACACUAGGUGCUGCUGGCCGAGUCAUCCAGGCGUCACAGGCCACCCCUGUUCAGACAGUGACCAUCGUGCAGCAGACACCUUUAGGUCAACACCAGCUUCCAAUAAAAACUGUAACGCAAAACGGAACUCACGUGGUACCAAUGCCUGCAGCAGUGCACGGCCCGGUGAACAACGUGGCAAGUCCUCUCCAUAUGCUGGCCACCCACGCCUCAGCAUCGGCAUCCCUGCCCACCAAGCGCCAGAACGCAGAGCAGGCGGAGCAGCCGGAGCUCAAGCGAGUUAAAGCAGAGGACGGCGAGAGCAUUGUCAUCGCCCUGAGCGUGGACGCGCCACCAGCAGCCGUGAGGGAGAAGGCGCUGCAGAACUAGCUGGAGAGACUUUUCCUCAGACAUCAACUUUGUGGUGCCAAAAGGAGACGCUGCCUCUCACUGAAGCAGGGGCAGGCCUCGGUGGGUAAAGGGCCCUGCGGUCGGACUUCACCUCAGCACUGAAACCACGAACCCGGGUGGCCUUAAAACUCCUUAAUUUAAAGACAUCGUACACUUGAAACACCCACAGCAGCAACCCUGGCUCCAGAGGUGGUGUCUGUCUCCACAGCACUCGCUGGGCUGCCGUCUGUGGGCUCAGCUUUUACUACAAGCAAGAACUCCAGGUCCCAAAGGACUGAGUCUCCUGUGAGGACGCAGCACCUGCUACAAGUGGAUCUCGCUGGCUUUCCUUUAGGGGACAGAGCCACAGCCAUCUGCUGCCCUCGUAGGACCCGCUGGCUGUGGCUGAGAGACAAGACAGUAUUUUGUUGUCCACAUGUGGAAUUAGAAUACUUGGGGAUGUCCUUUCUUUACUAAAUAAUGGGGUCUUUGACAUUUCAUAUCACUCCAUUUCUACUCUGGAAAUUUGAGAUUCAUUUGGGGGAAAGAGCGCCAUUCUGUUUGUUUCUGUGGUUUGAUUUUAGCCAGUGGGAUGGUUUGCGCUAGUCUGUCCUGCCUGUGUUUGGGUGGCUUUCCCUUAGGACACCUUCCCGCCCACAUCCGUUCAGAGCAGUUACCUGAUGAAUUUGACCUCCCUUGUGCCAUUGUAGAGGGUGGGUGGGCUGAGGCUGCAUGGACCCAUGAGGCCCGGGGGCAUCAGGACAAGAGGCCCUGGGAGCCUUCUAGCCUUCAGGCUGCACGCACCUGCUCUAACUUGCGGGUUUUGUUGUUUGUUUCUUUAUGUAGACUUUGUCCUUGGCGUAAUUUCCCACUCUAGUAAAACAAGUCUCCUACAUAUUGUGUAUGCUUAAAGCAACAGAUCCAUCCCUUCCUCCCUCCUUGGGAAACACAUCCAGCCCUCUGUCACACCUUUUCAGACCAAGGUCAUAAAUCUCUCCCAGAACCUAGGGAAUCGUAGGAGUCAGCCCUGGCUUCUGAUUGGUCAUCUGCAUAGCACACUCACAGCAAGAGCUGUUGGAGAGAUGUUUCCAGUUCAUUUGAGGGUCUUGGGAGUGAGACCCUGUGGCCAAGUACCAAGCAUCCAGGCCAUUUUCUGAUUCUCAAGAGGUUUCUCUGGCUUUUCAGAGUGAAGUCCCACACUAAUCCUGACUUAGGUUGUAGAGUAACAGAAGGGUGAGGAGAGGUGGGAGGCAGCCCAGCAGCCCAGCCCACACUCAGGAUCGCCGCUUGCCUCGCCAGAGCAUCUGGCCGGAGCUGAGCACCGGCAGAGGGCGUUAGCCUCAGUGGGAGUUUUUCCUAAUGUCAUCAUCAUAACGUUAUUUAUUUAAAUGUAGUUAUUUUGGUAUUUAAUUUUUUUUAAGAGAGGGGGGGGAAACCCUGUAUUUUCCUGGUAGAAUGAAAUGGCUCAGAAUGGUAUAUUUAGGCAAUUUAAAACGUUAUUUACAUAAAGACCAAAUAUGAUGAGUCUGUUCUAAGCAUUGCUUCACCCACUGUACGGAGCUGUCACGAUGUUACUGCAGAUGAUGCGUGUUGACAUGGAGUUACUGCACACAAGCUGGAUUUAUAUAACUCAGCCACUUAAACAAUAAAGGUGAGACAUGAUUGAGUGAGAGCGUGUCCCACGGCAGUCUGCCUUUGGACUCCAGCCCCUCCGGGCAGCAGUCCGCCUCCAUCGCUUUGCAGGUGACCUCGGAAUGUCUCUCUCUUAAGGUUUGCCAUUUGCAGAGGACUUUAAGGCACGUGGGUUGUGUUGUGCCCAGCAUGUGCAUCUAGACUGUGGGCCUCAGCUAAUGUGGUACGCUGGCAGGAGGUCCCCCUCGUCAACAGUGGGCUCAGGUACCACCAGGGGACAUAGUGGAGACAUGUGUAGCAUGCUUGUUCUCUAUGUGAGUGAGGUCUGCAGACCCGUUACCUCUGAGCCCCAAACAGACCUUAUGGGUCUGCAGGGGGCUCUUUUGGGGAUCAUAGAAAACAUUUAAAGAUGGAAGGAGGAUUUUCUUUUUCUUUAAGGCCACCUUCUCAGUCUCAAGUGAGUGAAGUGUGCCGAGAGGCACGCACUCUCCUUUCUUGUUGCUGCUGUAUCGGCCUUGCUGCUGCUCUGCUGCAUAGGAAUGUCAGGCUGCUGAGGAGGGCGGAAGCUGAGCGGAGAUGAACCGAGGACUAAGCCCAGGCUCCCUCCAGUGUUUAAGACACUGCUCUAGUUUCGUGUUCAUCUGAGUUCCUAGAAGCCCCUCCACACACAAGAGCUAGCCUUGCCUGCUUUAGCCCUCGACAGAUGUCUAAUGUAGGGACACAUGGUCCCCACACAAGUGGCUUGCAGCAGUUCCCAGGUCCACUGCGGCACCGAGUCUCUCUUCGACCUUUACCAAACUUCCAAGCUCCCUCAGGGACUAGAUAACUCGAGCAGCGUUGGCUUAAAACCGCACAGAACACAAAGGGAAGCUCACCUGGGUCCUGGGUCCAGCGCAUUCCAGAACGUGUGUGGCUAACUUUGUACAGCUAUUCCCCACACUGCAGAAUGUGUUCACAGACAGCAGCUGGUCUCCAUAGAUACCCCACCCCACUUCCUGGUCCCCUGGGGGGGGGUCACAGAGUAGCUGUAGUAGUGCAGAAGGGGUUGGGGAGCAUCAGGACUUGGAUUUUCUGUGCUAUGUGGUACAAGGAGAGAAGUGACAAUCGUGAAGUCCGAGCAUCUGCAGUUCAGGAGUAAGCAGAGUGCUGAUCUGUGUGCAAAGAUUUGAAAUUUUUAAAAAGUACCAAGUUCCUGAAAUUCAAUAAAAUAUUUUUAUUAAUUUUAA